CUUUUUAAAAUAUCUUUUUGUAGCCUCAAGGAAUAGGUUCUCCUAGUGUUUAUCAUGCGGUUAUCGUCAUCUUUUUGGAGUUUUUUGCUUGGGGACUAUUGACGGCACCCACCUUGGUGGUAUUACAUGAAACCUUCCCUAAACACACAUUUCUGAUGAAUGGCUUAAUUCAAGGAGUAAAGGGUCUGUUGUCAUUCCUCAGCGCUCCACUUAUUGGUGCUCUCUCCGAUGUUUGGGGCCGGAAAUCCUUCUUGCUGCUCACAGUGUUUUUCACAUGUGCCCCGAUUCCUUUAAUGAAGAUCAGCCCGUGGUGGUACUUUGCUGUUAUCUCUGUUUCUGGGGUUUUUGCAGUUACUUUCUCCGUGGUAUUUGCAUAUGUAGCAGAUAUAACCCAAGAACAUGAAAGAAGUAUGGCUUAUGGAUUGGUUUCAGCAACAUUUGCUGCAAGUUUAGUCACCAGCCCUGCAAUUGGAGCUUACCUCGGACGAGUGUAUGGAGACAGCUUAGUGGUGGUCCUAGCCACAGCAAUCGCUUUGCUUGAUAUUUGCUUUAUUCUUGUUGCUGUGCCCGAGUCAUUGCCUGAGAAGAUGCGGCCAGCAUCAUGGGGAGCGCCUAUUUCCUGGGAACAGGCUGACCCUUUUGCUUCUUUAAAAAAAGUGGGCCAAGACUCCAUAGUGCUGCUCAUCUGCAUCACGGUGUUCCUCUCCUACCUACCAGAGGCGGGCCAGUAUUCCAGCUUCUUUCUGUACCUCAGACAGAUAAUGAAAUUUUCACCAGAAAGUGUUGCAGCAUUCAUAGCAGUCCUUGGCAUUCUUUCCAUUAUUGCACAGACCAUAGUCUUAAGUUUACUUAUGAGGUCAAUUGGAAAUAAGAACACCAUUUUACUGGGCCUGGGAUUUCAGAUACUACAACUGGCGUGGUAUGGAUUUGGUUCAGAACCUUGGAUGAUGUGGGCUGCUGGGGCAGUAGCAGCCAUGUCUAGCAUUACCUUUCCAGCUGUGAGCGCACUGGUUUCCCGAACUGCUGAUGCUGAUCAACAGGGUGUUGUUCAAGGAAUGAUAACAGGAAUUCGAGGAUUGUGCAAUGGCUUGGGGCCAGCCCUUUAUGGAUUCAUUUUCUACAUAUUCCACGUGGAACUUAAAGAACUGCCAAUAACAGGAACAGACCUGGGGACAAACACAAGCCCUCAGCACCACUUUGAACAGAAUUCCAUCAUUCCUGGGCCGCCCUUCCUUUUUGGAGCCUGUUCAGUCCUGUUGGCUCUGCUUGUUGCCUUGUUUAUUCCCGAACACACCAAUUUAAGCUUACGGUCCAGCAGUUGGAGAAAGCACUGUGGCAGUCACAGCCAUCCUCACAGUACGCAAGCCCCAGGGGAGGCCAAAGAACCUUUACUCCAGGAUACAAAUGUGUGAUGACAGGAACCAGGAAGAUGUUUCGAUCAGCACCCAGGUCUUAGUUUUCACCUGUAGUUCUGGAUGAACAUUCCAUUUCCAUCUACAGUGUACUUUUAAGAUUGUCUCAAGAAAUUGCAUGAAUUCUGUGGGAACUAAAGGAAGAACUAAAAGAACUGGACGGUUUUCCAAAGAUGUUAUAAUUUCUUUUGAAAAGAAACAUUUUGUUUAUUAGCACCAGUUUCUUGCCACUGAACUUUUAUUAUACAUCCUUCAAUUAAAAAGUAUAUAUGUAACUUUUUAGAUAUUAGCAUAUAUUUCUCUGCUACCAUUUCCUGAAGGUGUUGAGCUUUAACUCUGUGCUGACUCUCAGUGAGACUGAGUAGGUAUUAUGAUUGUGAACCUGUUUGUUUUUAACACUGUAAAAUCCUGAGUCCAAUUUUAAUAUUGUAAAAUCUUGGGUCAAAUAAUUCAAAGCCUUAAUGCAGAUGCACUAAAAUAAAUGGUAAAUGAAUUGUUUGCAUUAAACAGAAAAUUUAAGAAAAAUUGAACUAAAUCUGAAUCAUGCUUCAAGCUUCUUUGCAGUAAUUUUACUUUAAGCUUACUACUGUUUUUGAAGUGAGGAAAUAUUAGCCAUUUAUAAUUUAAAUUAGGGUGGUGAGAGCCCAGUAAACACAGGCUCAAAUUUGUUCCCUUUAUACCACUAUUUUUUUUUUGUUGGUGUAAUCAUCAGAACCUCAACACUUGAAUACAUAAUCUAAAAAUUAUAUAGUACAGCUGGUAGCCUUGAAAAUAUCCAUGUGAUAUCUAUAUGUAGAUAAAUAUAUAUAGUGGCCUUUCAGGACUGUCACAGUAACACUUUAUUUACAGAGCUAAUGUCUGUCCUAAAUUUUCAGGACCCUAGAAGAGAGCUUUAUACAAUUACCGAUGUGAAUUUCUCUAAAGUGUAUAUUUUUGUGUCCAGUUACAUUAUUUAAAAAAGUGUUACUUUGUAAAAAAUGUACAUAAAGUUUAUUGUAUAGUUUACACUGUUUUCAUCUUGUGUGUGAUUAUUGCCUAAUGCUUUUUAAACUUGGAACACUCACUGGUUAAAUAAGGUCAUAAAAAUGUAAAUACUCUGUUAAUAAAAUUAAAUAUUUUAAUGAUUUUUU
Molecule: messenger RNA, 2542 nt
Organism: Octodon degus (degu)
Lineage: Eukaryota; Metazoa; Chordata; Mammalia; Rodentia; Octodontidae
Gene: Slc71a1
Product: major facilitator superfamily domain containing 14A
Exons: 11
Coding region: 156-1412 (418 amino acids)
Biological process (GO): transmembrane transport
Cellular component (GO): membrane
Molecular function (GO): transmembrane transporter activity
Source: RefSeq, a predicted model, not a curated record